ACAGCACUCUUCAGCUUCUGUUUAAGACACUUAGUCUGAACAUCUAAAGUCGAAAACAUGGUUGUGUGGACAGACUUCGAGAAGGCCACCAUUCAAGAUAUCUUCGCCAAGGCUGACUACGACGUCAUCGGUCCUCAGGCUCUGGCAAGGUGUCUCAUCGUGUACCCCUGGACUCAGCGGUACUUCGCCAAGUUUGGAAACCUCUACAAUGCCGCUGCCAUCCUGGGAAACCCAAUGGUUGCUGCCCACGGUAAAACUGUGCUCAAGGGUCUGGAGCUGGCAGUGAAGAACAUGGACAACAUCAAGGCCACCUAUGCUGAUUUAAGUGUGCUGCACUCCGAGAAGCUCCACGUAGAUCCCGACAACUUCAGGCUUUUGGCUGAUUGCUUGACCAUCGUUGUUGCUGCUCAGAUGGGUGCUGGAUUCACACCUGAAGUUCAGGCCGCUUUCCAGAAAUUCAUCGCUGUCGCCGUGUCCGCUCUGGGAAGACAGUACCACUAAAUACAGACAGAGAGAGAUUAUAAUGUUUCCACUAAAGAAUGUGCUAUUCUGAGUUGAAGCAAAUAAAUAUUUCACUAUUCAA
Molecule: messenger RNA, 583 nt
Organism: Danio rerio (zebrafish)
Lineage: Eukaryota; Metazoa; Chordata; Actinopteri; Cypriniformes; Danionidae
Gene: hbbe1.1
Product: hemoglobin beta embryonic-1.1
Source: RefSeq, marked validated